AUGUCACUCACAAUACCCACAAACCUUUCCAACUCCAUCGUAAAACCCAAGUUGAGUUCUCAGUUCACCACAAAACCAAGGCUUGCAAGCAUUGUAUGCUCAGCUUCUCCUAACCAGAACACAUCAACUUCGGAGCAGUCAUCCAAUGCAUCGCCACUCAAGGCAUUCUCAGCUGCUCUAGCACUCUCCUCCAUCCUCCUCUCGGCUCCUGUCCUACCGGCGUCGGCCGACAUAGCGGGCCUGACGCCGUGCAAGGAGUCCAAGCAGUUCGCUAAGCGAGAGAAACAGCAGAUCAAGAAGCUCGAGUCAUCACUGAAAAACUAUGCUCCUGAUAGUGCUCCGGCACUGGCUAUCAAAGCCACCGUGGAAAAGACCAAACGCAGGUUUGAUAACUAUGGGAAACAAGGUUUGCUAUGCGGAUCAGACGGUCUCCCUCACUUGAUUGUGAGUGGGGAUCAAAGACACUGGGGAGAGUUCAUCACCCCAGGAAUUUUAUUCCUCUACAUCGCGGGAUGGAUUGGGUGGGUUGGCAGAAGCUAUCUGAUUGCCAUCAGGGAUGAGAAGAAACCAACACAGAAGGAGAUCAUCAUUGAUGUGCCAUUGGCAUCAAGUCUUCUUUUCAGAGGGUUCAGCUGGCCCGUUGCUGCCUACAGAGAGUUUGUGAAUGGGGAUCUUAUUGACCCCUCUGUCUAAAUCCAUCAUAAGGUUUGUGUCUUAAUCUAAACAUUGCUUUUCCUUUUCUUGUGUUCAAGACUCUUAAGGUUAGUUGAUUUGCAAUGUUUUUAGUUCUUUUAGGAUGCAUUCUAUGCCUCUACCAUCUCCAUGGAAAAAAUAUUCGGUGCAUAGAGGUUAUAUGGCAUUCAUAUUUAGUUGUCAAACACACAUUUGAUUUUUUUCAAAAACAAAUGUGGCAAAGGAUCAAAAUUUUGUUUCAAAACAUAUGAAACGCUUACGUUUUCAAGGAGAUUGAAACGAAUCAAUGAUAGAAUCGAAAAUUCUUAUUCUUCGAGGUGUUUUAUAAUGUUUCAAUACAUUUGCACAAUUAUUUCGGAAUGUUUCAAGGCAUUUCAAGAUAUUUUGAUAUAUUUUGACUAAUGUUUUGGAAAAAUAAGUUCUAAAUUUUUUAUUCUUUUCAUUUUGUUUCCGAGACGCAUUGAAAUGUUUUCGAAACACGUCGAAAUGUUUCCGUUCUCUAUGUGACCAAAACAAUGCACCGAAACAAAAUUUUAAUUCUUAAUCGUGACAAUUUUAUAAAUGGCAACAAUUGAUUGGGAAUGUUCGAUAUUUUAUAAGUGAUGUGCACCGAAAAUUUUAUCAUCUCAGUGGGAGUAGAGCUACAAUGGGUUGUGUCAAUAGUGUGCUCAUGGAUAGUGUAAGUCAUUCUGUAUCAAGAUUUACUCAAACCAAGCAAACCUAUUUAUAGUCGUGCAUAAUCAGCUUUAUGUCGUUUGUGAUUAAAUUUGUGCCAACAAAUUUAUUGAUUUAAUAUGAUGGGUUAAUCCAUUUAGAACCUGAACUCGUUACAAUUAACUCUCAAAUUGUGAUCUGAAUCCAUUAUGAUUAAAUCCAAACGUGCUGCGUUUGUGUCGGUUGUGGGGUGUGCAAGUAUUUGCUAGAUUUAAGUGGGUGUGAGAUUCCUCCAAUAAGUUUUUAGUCGAUGUUGCUUUAUUUUUCUCAAUCUUUUUCAAUGGUAUAUAGCGACUGAUUUGAUAUUAGGCAAAAUUUGAAAAAAAAAAUAUAUAUAUAUAGGAGAAGAUCUGGAUCCGUCACAAGUAUACUAUGCCAUUGAUUAUGUUCAUUGCUGUUGGUGCAGAAAUGGGAUUAAGAGGACUACAGCAAAGGAGACGAAGAGCUUGAAUUGGGAGUUGCUUGUGGGA
Ilex paraguariensis (yerba mate) is the source of this 1877-nucleotide messenger RNA. Lineage: Eukaryota; Viridiplantae; Streptophyta; Magnoliopsida; Aquifoliales; Aquifoliaceae. The record is from the annotation of a GenBank genome assembly.